Molecule: messenger RNA, 968 nt
Organism: Malus domestica (apple)
Lineage: Eukaryota; Viridiplantae; Streptophyta; Magnoliopsida; Rosales; Rosaceae
Product: cyclin-dependent protein kinase inhibitor SMR6-like
Biological process (GO): regulation of DNA endoreduplication
Cellular component (GO): nucleus
Source: RefSeq, a predicted model, not a curated record
CCUCAGCACAAAGGCUCUUUCUUUCUAAUUAAUUUUCUCUCUCUAGAAACUUUUGAUUUCAAUCAAACCGUCCAAUUUCCCUCCUUUUUCUCUCUCUCCAGCCGCCUUAAAAAUCUUUAGCUUCCUCAAAGAAGAAGAAGCAAAGACCCUUUUCUCUCACUCUUUCUUCCAAUCUUUCUCCCUCCGAUUCUCUCAGCUGGUUCUGUUGGUUUGUUCCGAUUCCCAGAUCAAAACCCAUCUUUUUUUUCCUUGAUUUGUUCUGAUUCUCGCAUCAAAAUCCCACCUUUUUUGCUCUGUUCUUGCUCUGUUUUGGCUGGAUUUCCGCGAGGAAAACAGCUUCAGAAACUGAGACAUGGGUUUUUCGAAGAAGUCCCAGGUCGCGGAAGGAGGCAUGGAAUCCGAAGGGAAGAAGUGGGUAAUCGCCGGAAUCUCAGUCCGGACUUGCUUGAAGCCAGUGAACACGAAACCGGCGAGGGGGAAAGAGAGCGACGACGGAGAAGAAGAGGAGGCGUAUUCGACAACCCCAACAACGAAAGAAACAAGAAUACCAGAGAUUUUUUCGUGCCCGCCGGCGCCGAGGAAGAGCCGGCCUCCUUCCAGAUGCAACUUCAAUGGCGUGAAGGAGUUUUUUACUCCGCCGGAUUUGGAAACGGUGUUCAAGCUCCAUGUUGAGAAAGCAAACUGAGUUAGGCUGCCAAGAGCAAAGAAUUAGAGCAGAGAUUAGGAGUUUUUGUUGUGGUUUUACUUUUAUUUAUUUGUCUUAGUGAAUAGUAGGUCGUUGGUCUGUUUCUCUAAAUCCUGACGUCGCUCAGCAGAGCAAAAGCGCUUGUGUUGUACAAAGAUGAAAUUUUUUAUGUAAUGGUUAUUUUCCAGUUUAGUUUUUAGGUCAAGUUUUUAUUCCCAGAGAGAAGCUGAGUGCAUAACUUCAGAUAUUUUGACAAGUUUUAAUUUAUAAUUUUUUUGUUCUA